Messenger RNA from Wyeomyia smithii (pitcher-plant mosquito), 1731 nucleotides. RefSeq names its product histone acetyltransferase KAT8 (gene mof). The transcript has 2 exons. Bases 107 to 1606 code for a protein of 499 amino acids. The record is from RefSeq and is a predicted model, not a curated record. Gene Ontology annotation, biological process: regulation of DNA-templated transcription. NCBI's taxonomy places the organism in Eukaryota, Metazoa, Arthropoda, Insecta, Diptera, Culicidae. Gene Ontology annotation, molecular function: histone acetyltransferase activity.
ACACGAACGGCAAAACUUUUCCUAAAACAACUAACAGCGUAGGUGCAAACAAAAAUUUGCGGUGAAAACAUUUGGAAAAAAUAGGACUAAUUCUGCACGAAACUUUAUGAAAACCACUGAAAUGGUUGCUCAAAAAACGGCCAAAGCCACUGAGCAUCUGGAUAAAGAUGCUGAGAACGUUUCUGGACGGCAAUCUGCGAAAGCCGUACCCGUAAGUAGCAACGCUAGCAACAAUAUUGUUCCUGGUUCGACGGCGGAGCUUACAAAGAACGACGAGGGAGAGGAAAAGCUAGUUAUCGGUGCCGAGUAUAUGGUACAACGGCAAGACGGCUCAUGGCACCAGGCACAACUUAUCCAAAGUCGACAGAAUUCUUGUGAUCCUAAGCAGUACGAGUAUUACAUCCACUACGAAGGUUUAAACCGACGUCUGGACCAGUGGGUUUCCAAAGAUCGCAUUUCCCUCACACCAACUGGUGGCGGUGACAAAAAACCAUCAGGUCCUGGUGGAACCCCACUUGCUCAGGAUCACAAUGGCAAAAGUCCACUGACUGGACUGUCCGGCAAUGCAAAAGAUUCGCCCAAAGUCGGUAAACCCACAGGUGAGGUCGAUAUGACUGAUGGUGACCCGGAUAGAAAAAUUACCCGCAACCAGAAGAGACGCCACGAUGAGAUUAACCAUGUCCAAAAAACGUAUGCAGAGAUGGAUCCGACUACGGCCGCUCUGGAGAAAGAACAUGAAGCUAUCACUAAGGUUAAAUAUAUUGAUAAGCUGCGUUUUGGGAAAUACGAGAUCGAUACAUGGUAUUUUUCUCCGUAUCCGGAGGAGUACGGGAAAGUUGGAACGUUGUACGUAUGUGAGUAUUGCCUACGAUAUAUGCGUCUUGCUAAAACGCUGCAGCAUCAUAAGACAACUUGUAACAGACGUCAACCGCCAGGAAAUGAAAUUUAUCGAAAAGGCACUGUGUCCAUUUUUGAAAUCGAUGGCAAAGAUCAUCGCUUCUACUGUCAGACGCUUUGCUUAAUGGCCAAACUGUUUUUGGACCAUAAGACACUUUACUACGACGUCGACCCGUUCUUCUUCUAUGUCUUAUGCGAAAUCGACAAGGAUGGUCAGCAUAUUGUUGGAUAUUUUUCAAAAGAAAAAGAAUCCCCAGAAGGUAACAAUGUUGCGUGCAUUUUAAUUCUACCUCCGUAUCAGCGCAAAGGCUACGGAAAGCUGCUUAUUGCCUUUAGCUACGAGUUGUCUCGUAGAGAGGGCAUUGUUGGAAGCCCAGAAAAGCCCCUAUCGGACUUGGGACGACUGAGCUAUCGUAGCUAUUGGGCUUACACACUUUUAGAAUUGAUGAAAGAAUACCGCACGACAACCAUCAAAGAGUUGAGCGAAUUAUCUGGCAUUACUCAGGACGACAUAAUCUACACACUGCAGUCGAUGAAAAUGGUCAAAUAUUGGAAGGGGCAGCAUGUGAUCUGCGUUACUGCCAAGGCAGUUCAAGAACAUCUUCAGUUGCCGCAGUUCAAGAAACCGAAGCUGAUGAUCGACUCCGCCUAUCUCAAGUGGAUUCCACAGAAGCGCACCAUUCCAGUGAAACAGAUCAAGAAAGCUUGAGUUAAGAGUAAGGCAGCAUAAUUGAGUACGUAUUAUCCUCUUUAUUUUUUAUUCCUAUAAGCAAAUGCUGUUCGAAUGUUCGUCUAUUUUUAUUUGAAGGUAAAUUGACUAUCUAGACAUGAUAA